AUGGAGCGCCCUCCGUUUUGUCAAAGUGAACUCCUAAAGCUUGCCUGUGGGAAGACUGGCCAGUACCAAGGAAUCCAGCAACCCAAUAGGAAAACUGGCUCAUUCAAAGGGAAGGUGAUAGAGAGAUGGCAUAGAGCUGUGUCCACCAACUUAGCCAAGCAAAAUGUGUUGGUCCUCAAAGAGGAAUCAUUGAAUGAAAGCAACUUGGGAUUUCAUGAAAGCCAAAGCAACCCAAAGAGAAACCUGGUAAAGAAGAUGAAGAGUGCUGUUGGGAAAAUGCUGUCUUGCAAGUGUGGAAGCCAGUCAGCCAGUGCUGGCAGGGAGAGCUUUGUGGAGCAGAGGGAAGCCUCCCCGUCCAAAGCACCGGGCCUGCUGCCUAGACUUGUGAAGGAGCUUCCAUCGCCCAGAUUAUUCACCAAUCCAAGCAUGAAGAAGCUCUCACAAAAUGCAACAAUACAGCUUGAUGUUGUAGAAGCAGAGACAGAAGAGGUAACUGGAGGAAAUGGGCUUCUCCGCGCCAAGAGAACCACCAAGCGAUUAUCUGUGACAUCACUUCCUUCAGGGCUGCAGAAGGCACAAUAUUCAUCAAAAAAGAGACCACACUUCCCAGCACUUAAAAAGAAGAAGCGGAGCAUGGAAGCCAUUCUCCAGAAAUCAGAGCUGACCGUAGGCAAGCUUCAAAUGCAGGUGGAUGACCUCAUAGAAACAGUGACUGACAAAUCCAUGAAGCUUCUGGAACAAAGGCACGCUGAGCUUAAGCAGUGUGAGUUUCUAGGGGCUGAGAUCCUUCAGUCUUCGAAGCAAUUCCAAAGGCUUUCCAAGAGAACCACGAGGAAGUAUAAGCUGCGACGAGCAUGCUUCCCAUGCACCUGCUGCUGCUGCUGCUGAGUUCCCAGUACACAGCUCAGCUACCAAGGGGAGGGACCCUGCCUCAAACAGGGUAGACAAGCAGCAGCCAACGCUACCAUCUGAAUCUAGCCACAUGCUACAGCAGGUGCACGCCCUCACACAUAAGCAUGCAAACAUAUGUACCAUGUAUGCAUGCUCCCAAAGAAGUAUUUUUUAAAAAGAUUCUUUAAAACAAAAUGAUAGAAGAAGCAUUUACCAACCACAUUCCUCAAGGACUAAGAGAGAGCUGUAGAAAAGCAACACAGAUGGACUGAUUUCAUACGACAGCCAUUCUUAACAGUGUGAAAGCUUCCCCUACAAUAGACCCACGCCAUAAGUACUCAUCAUGGCCCUCUAAGGCCUACUCAUGGACUCCAUUUUCUCAAGUUUUACUAACAUCUUCUAGAAAUCUAUUCAUUUUCUCAUGUGUAUCCCAAACGCCAUCUUAGAUAAUCCUUACCUGGUUCGCUAAGGCAAGUGUUAGCAGUUACCUAGAGUUUUGAAUGAGCACAAAGAUCCACCUUGAGACAUUUUAUUAAAUAUUUUCAGAUGCUGAUUUCUAUGUUUAAGGAUAAAAAUGUAUUUAAAAAAUACAUAUAUAUGGGAUACAUUUCCGUUCUGUGAAGAAAUAUGAACGACACAUGAAUACUUGAAAGCAAAGUACUUCAAUGCUGAAGUUGAAAUAUCCCAAAAGUACAACACACUGAACCCAGGAAGCCCAUGCAGCUAUUCGCUGUCCCUGUAAAUGGCGACGGUCAGUCCAUCUAUGGCUUAGGGUCUGCUUCCAUGGUGCUUUCUUGAGCUUCAUCCACCUCUGACAGCUUGUCAUCAUCUGUAGUUAAGAAGACACAGAACCUUACUCCAUGUCACCUACAUUUUGUGCCUAGUAAUGCAUGAGAAGUUUUAUUUUGCAUUAGCAAAUAUGGUUAUGUAUGCAGCCCCUGCGCAACCCCCACAACGUAAUUGUUAUAGUUGAUUAUUUUUACAUAUUAUUAAGAGCAUAUAAUUUGUGUGAUAGAUUUCAUUAAAACCAAAGAACUAAAAUCUAGGUCUUAGCCUGAUU
Molecule: messenger RNA, 1951 nt
Organism: Mus musculus (house mouse)
Lineage: Eukaryota; Metazoa; Chordata; Mammalia; Rodentia; Muridae
Product: predicted gene 11100
Exons: 5
Coding region: 1-888 (295 amino acids)
Source: RefSeq, marked validated